UUACUUUGCCAUACUGAGCUCCAGCAUCUAAUAUUACAACUUUUUCUUGCUUCGUUGGUGAUAUAUCUUGCUUCAAAUCCGAGUGGCCAUUCGCAGAAGAACGAAAAACAGAUUUGCUCAUCUUCGCCGCCAUGUUGUUUUCGCAAGACUCGUUCCCAGACUUUUCAAUUCAUCGCUCAUUUUAAGUCAAGUCAUACCAGGUCAUACUUUGAGAUCAGUGGCGUAGUUUUGAAAACAGUUCAAUGUUUUGAAAUGGCUGCCAGAAAAUUGCGAUUUUUGAAAGCAGUAACCAACGAAUAUCGCGAGAAAUGUCCAGAACUAUCAAGAAUUAUGAUGAUGAAAUACUUUGAACGUCUAAAUGGCCCAAAUAUUGAAGAUUUUGGCGACAAUUUUCAGUGGACUUCAAAUGCCUGUGAACACUGUGGUACCAUAUUUACACAUAGAAACUGUACAUUCAGAAUUAAGCCUAAACGAAAACGCAGAAAGAAAUGCAAUGUAAAAAACGACAGAAAUCUGAACAUUAUUCCCAAAUCGUCCAAUUUCUUGCAAAUUCUUUGCCAUUAUUGUGGGUGGAAAAGCAGACAAGCUGGUGCAAGAAGAAAGACGAACAAUGGAUCAGAUCAGGGUGACAUGGUGUGCCAAACACCCGAAUUAUCAAGGAAUGCUCCUGUUACUCCAGAACUGUCCAGAAUACAGAAGCAAUCCGGGUCAGGAUUAGAAAAUUCAUCAGGAAAUAAAAAGAAGACGAAAAGCAGACUCAAGGAACUUCUUGCUAAGGAGAAAUUAAAAUCUGAUCAGAAGACAUCUUCUCCUAGUCUAAUAAAUUUUCUUGCCACUAUUUAAUAUAGGGUGUUAUUAUAUGAUCUUAGUUAGGCUGCUAAGUUUGGCACAGUUAUGAUAAAAAGAAGACGAAAAGCAGACUCCAGGAACUUCUUGCUAAGGAGAAAUUAGAAUCUGAUCAGAAGACAUCUUCUCCUAGUCUGAUAAAUUUUCUUGCCACUAUUUAAUAUAGGGUGUUAUUAUAUGAUCUUAGUUAGGCUAAGUUUGGCACAGUUAUGAUAAACAAUGCAACAUCAAAUGCUUUUGUAAAUAUAACAUAACUUAUAUAAAUAUUAGUUCAAAUCAUCCCACUGGCUUCAGAUGGGUGAAACUAACAGCUUGCAAAGCUUUGCUAAUUACAGUUAAAAAAAUAACUUUUUUCUUUUCUUGUAUUAUUAAAAUUAAGACAAUUUUUCUACUAACUAUGCUUCAAGUUGAUAAUAGAUAUUAGUUAACCUGUUGGCCCCUCCUACCUUGUGUGCUUGAUUUGACUCAUUUAAACAGUCAACUCAAGUUGUAAGCAGGUUGUAUGCGACAGUUUUAGGCAAAAGUUGCGUAGUAUGAAUCAGCCUUAAGAAUGCAUCAUGUCACAAACACAAUUACCGACAAAAAAUUAAACAAAAAACUGCAUUGAAAACAUCUAUAAUUUAUUUUUAUAUUUAGCCUGGCAUACUAAGAGAAAAAUUAAUUGUUGACUAUACAACAUAUAAAUUAGUGAACUGUACAAAAUAUAAAACUCUUCUAUAUAAAAGCAUUAUAUAUAUUAACUAUUUAUACGUAAAAUAAUCUGUCGUUUCACACACAAAAACACCAGCAAAACCGCAAAAAUUUCUAGGAAUUAUUGUAACGUGCCAUCCACUUUCGAAACCAUUUUCUUAGACAAGAUGACUUGAUUUCCUUUGAUAAGUUCUUGUGUGAGGCAGUCACGUUGAACCAAGAAAUAAAUAC
Paramuricea clavata is the source of this 1767-nucleotide messenger RNA. The record is from the annotation of a GenBank genome assembly. NCBI's taxonomy places the organism in Eukaryota, Metazoa, Cnidaria, Anthozoa, Malacalcyonacea, Plexauridae.